Messenger RNA from Caenorhabditis bovis, 2067 nucleotides. The record is from the annotation of a GenBank genome assembly. Lineage: Eukaryota; Metazoa; Nematoda; Chromadorea; Rhabditida; Rhabditidae.
AUGGGAUCGGUUAUAACAAAAGAAAGUAUCCUAGAAGACAAUGUGUAUCUCAAGAAACUUGCCGGACUUGAGCCGAUAAUUGAUAAUGAUCCGUUUUGGAAUAAGUUUCUCUCGUUUAGCUUGAAAUUUGAGGAAAAUGACGAAGAAACAAGAAAACGAUUUGAAGUCGCUCUUGAUGAGCACUUCCAAUGUCUUAUGUACAAUACUCAGACAACAGGCAAUUUUGCUGCUUUCAUUCGCUUAUUUCUUCGAAGAGCAACAGAAUUAAAGCUUUCUGAGCAAUGUGAUAACAAGAUUUAUCUAUGGCAAACGUCCAACGCAUUGCUCAUUCUUCGAUAUAUUGCCAAAUUUCUCACGCAACGAAUGGUCGAAAAGGAAUUUGUGCGGGUGUUUUCCAAGGAAACUACUACUUCUGUUCCAGAAGAACCUUCAUCGUCAGAAGAAGAUGAUGAUGACGAAGAAGUGGAUAAUAAUUCAAAAGGGGAUAACCCGUCUAAUGAAGAAGAUGUUAUUAUAAAAUUUCAAAAUACUGCUGAAGAAUUUACCUACGAAUUGACUGCGAUUCUAACCGAUCUGCCUGUCAAUGAGGCUACAAUGGCAAUUCAUGUCGAAGCAGUCCGAUGUUUAAUCACACUUCUUAGCUCUCAACUCUAUAACGACACAAAAAUCGAUUCAUCAAUUCUCUUCAGAUUUUUCAUUGACGGAGCGUGUGCCAAGCAUGCUUCUGACCUAACAAAAGCCCUACUGCAUAAUUAUCUUGCUCAUAAUUCGGAAUAUCAUUUGACCGUUCAAAAGCCGCAAGAAAGUAUCGUUCUUGGUCUAGCUUCUUCAAUGUGGUCAAUGGUUCAAAUGGCCGCUGGUCUCGAAGCAAGAGAGGAAGAGAAUAAUCGACCGAUUACUCUUGGGAACUUGAGUAUUCUUCUCCUUCUGAAUCUUUCAUGUCAUCAACCUUCCGAAUCAACGAAUCCAUUCAAAGAAUCUCUAGCACAGUUUCAAAACGCUCAAGAAGUCUCAACGCUUCCAACACAAGUAGUAACCUUCAAAAUUGAUUACAAUGGGCUGUACGAGAGAUUGUGUGCAACGGCUUCCGAAGAGCCACCAAUGCUUCUUCUUUAUAUGCUCCUUUAUUCAAACUCAGGUUUUCGGAACUACGUUUUAUCACGAAUAAAUCUCGAAAAUUUGGUCAUUCCCGUUCUUCGUAUUCUUCAUGACGGCGCUGGCGUAUCAAAUAACCCUCACCAUGUCUAUCUUUCACUAAUUGUUAUGCUCAUUUUGAGCGAAGACGAUAUUUUUUGCAAAAUUAUACACGAGACGGUAAUCAAAGAUGUGAAUUGGCUUGAUCAUGAUUUCAGUGUUCGACAAAUCUCUUUGGGUGGUCUCACUGCACUUGUAUUCAUUCGUGCAAUUCAAAAAAAUGCACUGAAAACGAGGGAUCGAUAUUUGCACACGAAUUGUCUCGCUGCUCUUGCCAACAUGUCAUCAUCGCUUAAAAAUCUAGCGCCAAUUGUUUGCCAGCGUCUUAUUUCACUUCUUGAACUUCUGACGAAACGACACACAAAAAUGGUGGAGCAUAUGAGAGUAAGCAGCCAAUUGGAUGUCGCUGAAGGACAACCCAUCAAUUUUCAUGAUGAUAUAACCGCGCUAGAGGAAGGAAUUCGAACGCUUCUAGAAAUAAUCAACGGUGCACUUUGUGGUGGAUUGAGACAUAAUGUGCAUUUGGUGUACAAUCUUCUGUAUCAUCGAGCACUCUUCGAUGCAUAUUUGCAACACCCAAUGUUUCAAGAUCUUCUUGUAAAUAUCGCAGCAGUGAUUUCGCACUUUUCGGCAAAAGUUGUUCAUGUAAAAGCUGGCGAUGGAGCAACAAUGCUCGAAAUAAUUGAGAAAGAAGCGAAUGUAUGGCCGACUGAUAAACUUGCGAAAUUCCCUGAGCUCAAAUUUAGGUACGUAGAAGAUGAGAAUACUAUAGACUUUUUCGUACCGUACGUCUGGCGCCUUUCUGUUCAGCAUUCGGGUAUACAUUUUGAUAUUUCACGUAUCAAACUUUUCAACGCCAUGUCAAUUCAAUAG